GUGAAAGAAGAAGAUUGUCCUGAGAGUAAAUAACAGGAGAAAUUGACAGAAAUAUGAGAAAUAUGGAGUUUGUUAAAGUGGAGCUUGACGACAUGAGUGAUCCAGAACCGUGUGUAAUUAAAUAUGAAGAUACUGAGGAACAAACAGACUGGAUGGAAGUGAACCAGCAAGUACAUGAACUAAAUGAAGCAGAGGAUGAACGUUGUACCUUUCAAGCUCAAAGAACAAAAGCCAAACAGCUGCACACCUGCUCACAGUGUGGAAAGAGCUUCACACACAAAGGAAAUCUUAACACACACGCAAGAAUGCACACUGGAGAGAAACCAUACACAUGCCAUCAAUGUGCAAAGAGCUUUACUCGUUCAUCAGGUCUCAGUAAACAUCUGCUCUGUCACUCAGGAGUAAAGCCUUUUAGCUGUGAUCAGUGUGGUAAACAUUUCAUUUCCUCAUCAAAACUAAAAACACACCAGAAAGUUCAUUCAGAUGAGAGGCCUUAUGAGUGUUCUUUGUGUCAAAAGAGUUUUUCACGGCUGGACAGUUGUAAACAGCAUCAGAAAACACAUGAUGAAGUGAGAGAUCAUGUGUGUUGUGAAUGUGGGAAGAGCUUUACUACAGCUAGUCAACUAAAACAGCACCAACGAAUUCACACUGGAGAAAGACCUUACAAGUGCGCAUAUUGUGACAGGACUUUCACUCUUUCUGGAAACCUGAAAGCACAUGAGCGAGUUCACACUGGAGAGAAGCCGUAUCACUGUAUUCAGUGUGGAGAGGGUUUCAUAAGCACCAAAAAUCUCAGUUAUCAUCUGCACAUUCACUCUGGAGAAAGGCCAUUUAGCUGUGAUCAGUGUGGAAAAAAGUUUAAAUCGGCAUCAAAUCUAAAAUGUCACAUGAAUGUUCAUACAGAUGAAAAGCCUCACUUGUGUUCUUUGUGUGGAAAGAGUUUUUCAAGACUGAACAGUUGUAAGAUGCACCAGAAAAUGCAUGAUGACGUAAAAGAAUACGUUUGUUUGGAUUGUGGGAAGAGCUUUACUGCGGUCGGCCAGUUGAAACGGCACAAAAGAGUUCAUACUGGAGAAAAACCUUACAAGUGCUCAUAUUGUGACAAGAGUUUCACUGUGUCAAAGACUGUAGCGAUUCAUAUGGAAAAGCAUUGUUCUGUGUCAGAGUGAGCAAAUGUUUUCUACAGAUUCAAAUACUUUUUCAAGUGCGUGAGAUUCAGAUAAAGUAAAUGUGCAGUUUGUUAAAAUAAAGUAGUUUUGCUGGGGAACAGCAAAUUACGACUUUAAUUUUGCAUUUAUGCAUUUUUAUUCUUUGAUUGAAAAUCCCCUCAUAAAGACUUAGACAAAGUAACAAAACAGACAGGAAACAAAUGUAACAAAAACCAAGUGUGAAACGAUUCCCUUAGUUUGUGAGUUUUAAUUUGGAGUUUUCAAAUAAA
This is a messenger RNA of Sinocyclocheilus grahami, 1438 nucleotides long. Its product is annotated as zinc finger protein 239-like. Gene Ontology annotation, biological process: regulation of transcription by RNA polymerase II. NCBI's taxonomy places the organism in Eukaryota, Metazoa, Chordata, Actinopteri, Cypriniformes, Cyprinidae. The coding region runs from base 54 to 1169 and encodes 371 amino acids. The transcript has 2 exons. The record is from RefSeq and is a predicted model, not a curated record. Gene Ontology annotation, molecular function: RNA polymerase II cis-regulatory region sequence-specific DNA binding; DNA-binding transcription factor activity, RNA polymerase II-specific.